AUGGCUCGUAUGCACCACAUCGAAGCUUCAGAUCGUUCAAAACUGAGGAAUAUUGAUCCUAAGAUGGUGGAGGCUAUCAACAACGAGAUUAUGGAAUCGCUGCCAGUCGUGACAUGGGACGAUAUUUCUGGAUUAGAGCACGCCAAAAAAUCUAUCAAGGAGACUAUUACUUGGCCAAUGCUGCGCCCAGACAUCUUUACUGGCCUCCGGCGACCUCCCAAGGGCUUAUUGUUAUUUGGACCUCCUGGCACUGGAAAAACCAUGAUCGGAAAGUGUAUCGCAAGUCAGUCGAAGGCAACGUUUUUCAGCAUCAGUAGCUCCUCUUUGACAUCGAAAUGGGUCGGCGAUGGAGAAAAGAUGGUUCGGGCGUUGUUCGCUGUGGCGCGGUGUCACCAGCCAGCGGUGAUUUUUAUGGACGAGAUUGAUUCUCUGCUGUCACAGCGCAGUGAUGGCGAAGUCGAAGCUUCGCGGAGGAUCAAGACAGAGUUUCUCGUCCAGUUUGACGGCGUCGGCGUUGGUGGAGAGGAGGACAGGAUUCUGAUUGUUGGGGCUACGAAUCGACCACAGGAAAUCGAUGAAGCUGCACGUCGUCGGUUUCAGAAACGCCUGUAUAUCCCGCUACCAGAGAAUCAGGGCCGUCAUAGUUUGAUGAUGAGGCUGCUGGCGACCCAGCCGCAUGAUUUGACACCGGAGCAGAUCUUGGAUAUCUGUGAACGUACAGCGGGGUACUCAGGCUCGGAUAUGACGGGACUUUGUCGAGAGGCAGCUUUGGGACCUGUACGGGCAAUACAGGGGGAUAUUUUGGAGAUUGGACUUGAUGCGCUGAGACCGAUCAACCAUAGCGAUUUUUUGGAAGCACUGUCGCAGGUUCGCGCUAGUGUGAGCGAUAGGGAUUUGAAUCUGUAUAGGAAUUGGGACAUGGAAUAUGGAUCGAUGGCUAAAGGAUGA
Molecule: messenger RNA, 948 nt
Organism: Gamsiella multidivaricata
Lineage: Eukaryota; Fungi; Mortierellomycota; Mortierellomycetes; Mortierellales; Mortierellaceae
Product: P-loop containing nucleoside triphosphate hydrolase protein
Exons: 3
Coding region: 1-948 (315 amino acids)
Molecular function (GO): ATP hydrolysis activity; ATP binding
Source: RefSeq, a predicted model, not a curated record